AAGCAUCAGCAUUCCCGUGUGGGUGGACGAUAGUCAUGAGGUGUCCUUCUCUCGCGCGGUUGCCAUACCGCGCCGUUUCUGGCUUACCCAGAUCUGCCGUUCGUCUUCAGUCUCAGAACUUCCUUACCAGAAGAUGCGCGUCGACGGCUGUUCUCCGUUCUCCCACUGCUGCCCCGGCUUAUCAGUCUGUCCUGAACAGACAUCUCCAGCAAAGGAGAUAUGCCUCAGGUACUGCCGCUGCUGUUCUUGAAGCCGCUGCCUCGGACAACUUGUCUCAGGAGGCAAUCAUUGAGAACCUUAACCCUGUUGAGGCAGAGCGGCUGUCCAGAGUCCGGAAUAUCGGUAUCGCUGCGCACAUCGACAGCGGCAAGACUACAUGUACCGAACGUGUCCUUUUCUACACCGGCCGUAUCAAGGCAAUUCACGAGGUUCGUGGAGGUGACAAGGUUGGUGCUAAGAUGGACUCCAUGGACUUGGAGCGUGAAAAGGGUAUCACUAUCCAAUCCGCUGCCACAUUCUGUGACUGGGUGAAGAAGGACGAGGAUGGCAAGGAAAACAAGUAUCAUUUUAACUUGAUUGAUACACCUGGACAUAUCGACUUCACCAUUGAAGUCGAAAGAGCGCUGCGUGUUCUCGAUGGAGCCGUCAUGAUCCUGUGUGCUGUUUCAGGUGUCCAAUCUCAGACCAUUACCGUCGAUCGACAGAUGAGACGUUACAACGUUCCCAGAAUCUCCUUCGUCAACAAGAUGGACCGUAUGGGAGCCAACCCGUUCAAGGCUGUCGACCAGAUCAACAACAAGCUCAAGCUUCCCGCUGCUGCGGUCCAGGUGCCUAUCGGUGCUGAGGACGAAUUCGAAGGUGUGGUCGAUUUGAUUCGCAUGAAGGCGAUUUACAACAGAGGACCCAGCGGUGAGGAGCUCUUUGAAACGGAAGAAAUUCCCGAGAAAGUCAAGAGCACUGUAGAGGAAAGGCGGAAGAAGCUCAUCGAGACUCUUGCUGAUGUGGAUGAUGAGAUCGCCGAGCUCUUUAUUCUUGAAGAAGAGCCUACCGAGCAGCAGUUGAAGGCUGCGAUCCGCCGCGCAACCAUUGGCCUGAAGUUCACUCCAGUCUUCAUGGGCUCUGCUUUGGCGAACAAGUCCGUGCAACCUAUGCUGGACGGUGUCGUUGACUACCUUCCCAACCCUGCGGAGGUGCAAAACCUUGCCCUUGACAAGAAGCGUGAUGAGGCCUCGGUAAAACUUGUCCCAUACCAGUCCCUUCCACUGGUUGGUCUUGCUUUCAAGCUGGAAGAAAGCAACUUCGGUCAGUUGACAUACAUCCGUGUAUACCAAGGAACCCUCCGUAAGGGUGCCAAUGUUUUCAAUGCCCGUAACGAUAAGAAGAUCAAGAUUCCUCGCAUUGUCCGUAUGCAUUCCAAUGAGAUGGAGGAAGUUAGUGAGGUCGGUGCCGGUGAAAUCUGUGCCGUCUUCGGUGUUGACUGUGCCUCUGGUGAUACUUUCACUGAUGGACAACUUGGCUAUACCAUGUCUUCUAUGUUCGUUCCUGAGCCUGUCAUCUCUCUUUCGAUCAAGCCCAAGAACAACAAGGAUGCCGCCAAAUUCUCAAAAGCUAUGGCUCGUUUCCAGAGAGAAGAUCCUACCUUCCGGGUGACCUACGAUGUCGAGAGUGAACAGACUCUUAUCUCUGGAAUGGGUGAACUGCACCUUGAUAUUUACGUGGAGCGCAUGCGUCGUGAAUAUAGUGUUGACUGCGAGACUGGCCCGCCGCAGGUCGCAUACCGCGAGACCCUCGGCAACCGGGUUGAGUUCGACCAUCUGCUCAAGAAGCAAUCGGGAGGUCCUGGAGACUACGCCCGUGUGGUUGGUUGGAUGGAGCCAACCGGCAAGCUCGAUGACAACGUCUUUGAGGAGCAGAUUGUUGGUGGAAGUAUUUCUGAGAAGUUCCUGUUCGCUUGUGAGAAGGGUUUCCAUCUUGCUUGCGAGAGGGGACCUCUUAUCGGUCACAAGGUGCUUGGUACCAAGAUGGUCAUCAAUGAUGGUGCCACCCACAUGACGGAUUCCUCUGAAAUGUCCUUCAAGAAUGCCACCCAACAGGCCUUCCGUAAGGCAUUCAUGGACAGCGGCCCAGCUGUUCUUGAGCCUAUGAUGAAGACUGUUGUGACUGCUCCCGCUGAGUUCCAGGGUGAUGUCAUCUCGCUCCUGAACAAGCGCAAUGCCACCAUCAACGAUUCCGAGGUUGGCGUUGAUGAAUUCACUGUGUACGCCGAUUGCAGUUUGAACGGCAUGUUCGGCUUCAGCAGCAACCUGCGUGCGGCCACUCAGGGUAAGGGUGAAUACACGAUGGAAUUCAGCCAUUAUGAGAAGUGUCCUCCUCAAGUCCAAAAGGAACUUAUCGCGAAGUACCUCAAGGCUCAGGCCGACCGUCACAAGAAAUAAACCUCUUACGGCUAGACCAAGAGUUUUUGACAUGUUUUACUAUUGGAGUUGUUUUUGAGCGUCUCCUUAUCCCAUAUUCAUCGGCCGGUUUACGUUCUUCAAUGAGUGCUCGGAUGGAGGCGAGAUUUUCUUUUUACCAUCUUUUUCAUUAAUUUGUGUCAUGUAUUAUAUACAUUUUAGACCCUGUGGGCUUACGAAGAUAUUAUUUUAAAAAUCAAUUUCGAGCGUGAUUAAAACAGUGUUCGUUAUCUAUUGUACCUUGGGUGGGUUUACAGGUUGUACAUAUAUCUUCUGGGUCUUUUCAUCUCCUCUCAUAUACUUUCCGAAUACAAGGCAUGAAUCAUAU
Aspergillus caelatus is the source of this 2781-nucleotide messenger RNA. RefSeq names its product elongation factor G. Bases 36 to 2435 code for a protein of 799 amino acids. Lineage: Eukaryota; Fungi; Ascomycota; Eurotiomycetes; Eurotiales; Aspergillaceae. The record is from RefSeq and is a predicted model, not a curated record. Gene Ontology annotation, molecular function: GTP binding; GTPase activity; translation elongation factor activity. The transcript has 3 exons. Gene Ontology annotation, biological process: mitochondrial translational elongation. Gene Ontology annotation, cellular component: mitochondrion.